Molecule: messenger RNA, 907 nt
Organism: Asparagus officinalis (garden asparagus)
Lineage: Eukaryota; Viridiplantae; Streptophyta; Magnoliopsida; Asparagales; Asparagaceae
Exons: 1
Coding region: 171-743 (190 amino acids)
Source: RefSeq, a predicted model, not a curated record
UCACUCAAAAAAGCAUCUCCGUGUCUACGUUGAUUUGAGAGCAUAAGCUUUCUCUUCCGCUCUAUCCGCAACAAAUACCACCACUUUCCAAGAGGCCUAGCCUCUGUAUAUAUAUAUAUAUAGCACCCCCUUCGUCAAAACCCUCUACAAUCAAAUCCCACAACCCCGCUAUGGCUCAACUUCAAUGUGAGCUCACCAUCAUUAAGCUGACAAACCUCUACAUUAUUGAUCUCCAACCUGGCAUGCUCUUCAUAAGGUACCGUGUCAACGCGGGAGGAGGGAGAAGGAUUCGGAUUGAUACUCGACAGAUUUCAAGCAAAAGCGCUCUGCGAUGGGAUGAGACGUCCUAUUUGGAGUGCAUGGUGCCCCCGGAGGCCAUGAAAAAGGUGGUAUGUGAGCAUAAUGUAGCGUUUGAGCUGAGGUGGAGGGGCGCUAAGCCGAUUUUUGGCUUCGCGUCCAAGCAGUCUAGGCUCUUGGGAAGGGCUGAGGUUGCUUGGGAGGGCAUACCGGUUGAGAGAAGUAUCGGUCUUGACCUAGAAAAGAAAUCAUUGAUGGAAGGAUCGAAGGCGCCUACGCUUGUAGUGAGGAUGGGGAUGAGGGUUAGGGUUCUGCAGUUGAGGGAGAAGAGGAGAGAUAAGCAUGAGGACAUGGGAGAGUGUAAGUGUGAGAGUUGUCGAUGGAUUGCGAGUGAGGAGGAUAUGUUUUUAGCUGCAACCUCAGCUACCAUGUUGGAUACAUGGUAGUCUGGUAAAUUUUUAAUUUUUCUUUUACAAUAUUAAGUGUUCGAAGUAAAGGGUUGAUACCAUGUGAUUGGUAUGACUUCUGUUGCUUCUUGGUGGGUUAAUUCUAGUUACAAUGUGUGGCUUUAAUUGUUGAAGACUGAUUUAAAGAUUUGAUAUUUUGCUGA